CUUCUGCAUCCCUCCCUCCAUCUCAAGACAACCGAUCAUCAUCAUCAACACCAACCCCGAGCUUUACCCCAACCAACCCACACCAACAUCCACCCACUCCAUCGCAAUGCCUCCCAAAAAGGACGACUCCACCAGCAGCGGCAAGAUGUUCUCCGAGAGCACCGUCGCCGUCCUCCUCAUGGCCAUGGGCACAACGUCCAUCUCGAGCACGCAGUACGAAAUGAUGAGCGCACUGGAUGGCGACAAGACGGCUUCGUCGUUCCAGCACCAGUUCCGCACCGUGCUCAAGAAGGCCAAGGAGCUUAAAGACCGCGUCGACAAGGGAGAAAAGUUUGCGCCCGUUGCCGCGGUCGCGAAGAGGAGCGCCGCAGCAGCCCAGCUCACCUCGCCUCCCCAGACCCCGAAGAAGGGAAAACCCGGUGCUGCCGCAAAGGGUAAAGCGAACGGCAAGCAGCAGGUCAACGACACGAACGGCGACGGCAAGGGCGUGGUCGUCAAGCAGGAAGGCGGGGGCUUGGAGGGCGAUGGCGAGAUCUGAGGUUUUUUUUUGGGUUUCUUGAAGGUUCUUGCUUGUCCGUCUGUCUAGACGCAUGUCUGGCACUGGAGAAGAAGAGGGGCCGAGAUUUUCUCGUUCUCUGGAUACUUGGCUGUGUAUCUUGUUCGAGGAGGACAAGUCACAUGAUGCGUUGCUCGCUCGCUCACGGUGCGGCGCGCGCCUUUCUCUCCUUUUUUUUUUUUUUUGGUUGGUUUGUUUGCUGGUGGUGCUUGGGAGUUUU
Molecule: messenger RNA, 776 nt
Organism: Periconia digitata
Lineage: Eukaryota; Fungi; Ascomycota; Dothideomycetes; Pleosporales; Periconiaceae
Source: the annotation of a GenBank genome assembly